Penaeus vannamei (Pacific white shrimp) is the source of this 456-nucleotide messenger RNA. The record is from RefSeq and is a predicted model, not a curated record. Lineage: Eukaryota; Metazoa; Arthropoda; Malacostraca; Decapoda; Penaeidae.
UCGACCAACUAAUUUGCGAUUGGUUUCAGCAUGUCCAAAAUCCUCAAGUGUGCAGCUAACGAUGACAUCAUCACAAUGAAGGCCCAGGAUAACGCAGACACCGUCACAUUCAUGUUCGAAUCGCCCAACCAGGAAAAGGUCUCCGACUAUGAAAUGAAGCUGAUGAACCUUGAUCAGGAACAUCUUGGCAUUCCAGAAACAGAUUAUGCGUGUGUUAUCAAAUUGCCUUCUGGGGAGUUCGCACGUAUCUGCAGAGAUCUUAGUCAGUUUGGAGAGAGCAUUGUCAUUGCCUGCACAAAGGAAGGAGUCAAAUUCUCUGCAGCAGGAGAUAUUGGUACUGCAAACAUCAAGCUGGCACAGACCUCCAGUGUAGACAAAGAGGAGGAGGCAGUCGUUAUUGAGAUGCAGGAGCUGUCACGCUCACCUUUGCUUGCAGAUACCUGAACAUGUUCACAA